AUGGAGUACAGCAGCUCCCCGAAGCCGCAGCUCUCCUCGCGGGCCAACGCCUUCUCCAUCGCCGCGCUCAUGUCCAGCGGCAAGCCGAGCAAGGACAAGGACGGCGGGGACAGCACCAUCAAGCCCCUCGAGCAGUUUGUGGAGAAGUCGUCGUGCAGUCAGCCGCCCCUCUCGGACCUCUCGUCCUCAUCCUCAUCUUCCUCCUCCUCCUCCUCCUCCUCCUCCUUAUCUUCGUCCUCACUGGACCUGGUCGGGAGCGCGCCUCUGGUGGCCGCGGGGGCGUGCACGGAGCCCCUGAUCCCGACCAGCCCGGGGGUCCCGUGCAGCGAGGAGAUGGCCAACAUCUCCUGCAGCUUAGAGACCAAAGAACUCUGGGACAAGUUCCACGAGCUCGGAACCGAGAUGAUCAUCACCAAGUCCGGAAGGCGGAUGUUCCCGACCAUCCGGGUGUCUUUUUCGGGUGUGGAGCAGGAGUGCAAGUACAUCGUGUUGAUGGACAUUGUUCCGGUGGACAACAAGAGGUACAGAUACGCUUACCACAGAUCCUCGUGGCUGGUGGCCGGCAAGGCUGACCCUCCUCUACCUGCCAGGUUGUACGUACAUCCCGACUCUCCGUUCAGCGGCGAGCAGCUGAUGAAGCAAAUGGUUUCCUUCGAGAAGGUCAAACUCACUAACAACGAGCUCGACCAGCACGGACACAUUAUCUUGAACUCCAUGCACAAGUACCAGCCUCGGGUUCACAUCAUCAAGAAGAAGGAGCACACGGCCUCGCUGCUCAACUUCAAGUCAGAGGAGUUCCGCACGUUCGUCUUUGUGGAAACCGUCUUCACCGCAGUCACCGCAUACCAGAACCAGCUGAUCACCAAGCUGAAGAUCGACAGUAACCCCUUCGCCAAAGGAUUUCGGGAUUCGUCGCGGCUGACGGACAUGGAGAGGUACAGGGAAUUCUGGGAAUUCUGCUGCAGGGAAAGUGUUGAGAAUCUGAUCCACAAGCACUCGUACGCCCGCUCGCCCAUCCGAACAUAUGCCGGAGACGACGACCACAUGCCCGACGACGGACACCUGCCACACGCCAGAGGCUCAGCGUUCACGGCCUCGGACAACCUGUCGCUGAACUCGUGGGUGAGCGGCGGCGCGUCGGGCUUCUCGGGCUUCCAGCCCCCUCCGUCGCUGUCGACCAUGGGGGCCUCCGGGGCCGCCUCCCUGCCGCACCCCAUCCAGGGCUCGCUGCCCCCCUACGGCCGUCUGGGCGUGCCCCUGGCGCCCAGCGGCGGCCCAUCCUUCCCGUCCUUCCACAUGCCGCGCUACCACCACUACUUUCAGCAGGGUCCCUAUGCCACCAUCCAAGGCCUGCGCCACCCCUCGGCCGUCAUGACGCCCUUCGUAUGA
This is a messenger RNA of Phycodurus eques (leafy seadragon), 1389 nucleotides long. RefSeq names its product T-box transcription factor 20 (gene tbx20). The transcript is spliced from 8 exons. NCBI's taxonomy places the organism in Eukaryota, Metazoa, Chordata, Actinopteri, Syngnathiformes, Syngnathidae. The record is from RefSeq and is a predicted model, not a curated record. Bases 1 to 1389 code for a protein of 462 amino acids. Gene Ontology annotation, biological process: regulation of transcription by RNA polymerase II; positive regulation of DNA-templated transcription; vasculogenesis. Gene Ontology annotation, cellular component: nucleus. Gene Ontology annotation, molecular function: DNA-binding transcription factor activity, RNA polymerase II-specific; RNA polymerase II cis-regulatory region sequence-specific DNA binding.